Molecule: messenger RNA, 1254 nt
Organism: Peronospora belbahrii
Lineage: Eukaryota; Oomycota; Peronosporomycetes; Peronosporales; Peronosporaceae
Source: the annotation of a GenBank genome assembly
AUGACGAGCUCCUCCAUGUCAACUGCUUUGCAUCGUCUCCAACGUGACACCCACGAUUUCUGGUCUCCACCGUCCUCUAUACGUCGCAUUGAUGCAUCUAAUCUAUCACCUCUACAGUUUUAUCGUGACUAUGUGAGCCGUAAUGUACCUGUCGUGCUGCUGAAUGCGAUGACGUCAUCUCGAUGGCGACGCGCCAUUGAAAAUUGGCCGAAUGAUGAACAUCUUAUCGCCAAGGCAGGUGAUCGUACCGUAACGGUAGAUAUAACGCCUAAUGGAUUUGGAGAUGCAAUACUGGAAUUAUCGAAUGACAAUGAGAAGCUUUUUAUAAUGCCUGAAGAGAGAGACAUGAGGUUGACGGAAUUUCUACAACUGCUGAAGAAGUGCAACGAAUUUGAUGGCGUUCCAUACCUUUCACAUCAAAAUGACAGUCUAAGAGAUCAACUUCCAGUACUGUUGGACGAAGUACCACCAGCUAUGAAAUUAGCGGUUGAAGCUUUUGGAAAUGAACCAGAAGCUGUGAAUAUUUGGAUUGGGGACGAGAGAGCGGUGUCUACUAUGCACAAAGAUCACUACGAGAAUAUUUACUGUGUGGUCAAGGGCCAAAAACACUUUACCCUGCUGCCCCCAUCUGCGGUAGGAUGUCUGUACGAACAAGAAUUUACUUCAGCAAGAUAUCGCCACGCGGAUUCGCCAGAUCCUGAUGAAGAAGAACACAUGGUGAAAAAUCUUGCUGCUACACAACGUUUUCACGAGAAAUACCCGCAGCAUGUGAAUUGGAUAAUUUGGUCUUCGCCCGAUAAGGGGAACAUUCCAUGGAUUCCAGUGGACCCGUUGAACAUUGACAUAGAAAAGUUUCCACUGGCUGGAGCGUUGAAGCCAAUCAAUGUUGUUGUGAAAGCCGAAGAAGUGCUAUACUUGCCAUCGUUGUGGUAUCACCGAGCUGCGAACUUGUGUCCCACGAUCUCGGUGAAUUACUGGCACGACAUGGAAUUCGACUGUCGUUACGUGUACUUCAAUUUCGUGCAUGACAUCGGUGCCGCGGUCAUGAAGAUGGAGGAGGAUGAACUCAACAAGGCGGCAAAUAAAGAAUUACUCCUGAUUGAAGAUCAACACGGGUUGAGUCUUAACAUGCCCGUGUCGACAAGACCAUCGACCCCAAUCUUGAGCAGGGCUUUUUUGCUUCUUCUCGACUACGUCUGCAAAGCGAAGACUUAUCUACAGUACCGAAGAGCGUAUCCGCCAUAUUAUCGGUAA